Molecule: messenger RNA, 1491 nt
Organism: Iphiclides podalirius (scarce swallowtail)
Lineage: Eukaryota; Metazoa; Arthropoda; Insecta; Lepidoptera; Papilionidae
Source: the annotation of a GenBank genome assembly
AUGUCCAUCGUGGAAAAGCUUGCGGACUUUGUGCAGUUUCUGAUAGCCGCCUCUGCAAAAUUUCCUCGGCACGACAUUUUAGAAGCCGUCAGGAUGGCCUCAUCCCCGUCAGUGCCACCCUUGCUCGAUAAUUCCACGCCGGGCCCGAGUGUAGUGCCGAAGAAAAAGCGCAGGAAACGGUCGAAGCGGGUAGAAAUUUCGGCCGUCGCUCCCACUCCCCCCGCCCCUCAGGCUUCUAAACGCCCCAAGCCUGUAAUACUGCACGACGCAGCGAAGUGGGUCACAAUCGUAGAUCUCGUCAAAGAAGGGAAGCUCAACCGCCUCGAGGGCAGAUGCAUUUCUACCGGAAUAAAGGUGUCUCUAAAAACGAUCGACGACCACCGCGCAUUCACCGAGUGGCUCACGGAAAACGACGUCCCGUUUCACACGUACCCGCAAGUGCGCGAGCGCGUCCUGCGCGUGGUCAUCAAGCGCGUCCCCGUAGAGCUCGACGCGGUGCACGUCAAGGUGGACCUGAUUAUGCGGGGCCUGCCCGUCCUGCACGUGCAUCGCAUGCACAACCCUAGAACGAAGAAACCGUGCGACAUGGUCCUGUGCCAGCUGCCGCUCUCCUCGGAGGGCAGGAGGAUAUUCGACGUCGGCACGGUGUGCGAGCGGUCCGACAUCGCGGUGGAGGCGGCGCGCGUGCGCAUGGCGCCGACGCAGUGCCACCGCUGCCAGCGGUACGGGCACGCGGCGCGCGGCUGCCGCGGCGGGCCGCGCUGCGUGCGCUGCGCCGGCGACCAUUCGAGCGCAGAUUGCCCCCGCCCGCGCUCCGAGCCGGCCAGCUGCGUGCUGUGCGGCGCGCAGGGCCACUCGGCCAGCUACCGCGGCUGCCCGAAGGCGCCGCGCAGCCGCCGCCCCGCCCCCACCAACCCGCGCCCUCCCUACGACCCCGAGCAGUCGCUACAGGACGACCAUGAGGUGUGGCAUGUGUAUGAAAAAUUGCGACCAUUGUUUGACAUGAUCGAGACGCACAGCAGUCCGCUAAAGAUCGUUCGAGAAAACCUCGAAUUGUGCAACAGCAUUAUAAAUUCGUAUAAAAACAUUGCUACAGCUUUUGUGGAACGUGUACCGGACAUUCGCAACACUGGAGUCAACAUUCAGAUGCCAGAGUACGGAAUGAGAGACCAGGUGGCAGCGCCGAUUAGGGUUCAACGAAACAUCCCCUCAAUCGGCGGGGACCCUGGCGGAUACGCCGCAGUGCUAUCGGCGUGGCUCUGCUUCUACUCUCGCCCGUGUCCAGUUGUUGUUCGAAACCAAUCUGUGGUUCUUGCGACGGAGCGUUCGGGCGCGUCCCUAGCGCUGACUGGAUUCGGAGUGAACAAUUGGCUGUUCUAUCGCCCGUCCUCCAGGUCGAGGAGUUGCCUGGACACUGGUGACCGGCUGCCCCACUGCCAACUCUUGGCUACCCUGGAUUGCUUGAGGGUGUCCUGGAAGCAGCUGGUCUGG